Molecule: messenger RNA, 1032 nt
Organism: Dovyalis caffra
Lineage: Eukaryota; Viridiplantae; Streptophyta; Magnoliopsida; Malpighiales; Salicaceae
Source: the annotation of a GenBank genome assembly
AUGGAAGACGGAAUGGUGGAUCAGUACUGGUGUCACAUGUGUUCUCAGAUGGUGAACCCGGCAAUGGAAGCUGAGAUUAAAUGUCCAUUCUGUGAGAGUGGUUUUCUGGAAGAGAUGGGCAGCACGAGAGAAGUCAAUAACAAUGGAUUUGAUUUAGGAUCGGAACGUGCCUUCUCUCUUUGGGAUACAAUCUUUCUGGACCUUAUGGGUGGCUUAGGCACUUCUGGUUCCCGUAGGACAGCUCAAGAACAUAUUAGCAGUACUAGUUCACCGGAUGAAUAUGAACUCCACUUUGAGUCCUUACUUCGGAGAAGGGGUAGAAGAAACACGUCUUCAGUCCAACACUUACUUCAAGAUCUAAAUUUGGAAUCAGAGAAUUCUGAAAAUGACAGGGAGAGCAGCAGCAGCGGUAGUAAUAGUAGUAGUGUGAUUUUGGUUAAUCCUAUCAAUGAAGAGGCAAUGAUUCUUCACAGCCCUGAUGAUAUGAACCAGCUAGAAAACCCAAGUCAAAACGUGUCAAGUUCUUUCCGGGACUACCUUAUAGGACCUGGUGUAGAUUUACUGCUGCAUCAUUUGGCAGAGAGUGGUCCUAACCGAUACGGGACUCUUCCAGCAGAGAAAGAAGCAGUUAAAGCAAUGCCAGCGGUUUCCAUUAAGCAGAGUUUGCAGUGUUCAAUAUGCUUGGAAGAGUUCGAGAUUGGAUCUGAAGCAAAGGAGAUGCCCUGUAAACACAAAUUCCAUGGAGAGUGCAUUGUCCCUUGGCUGGAACUUCAUAGUUCCUGCCCUGUUUGCAGGUUCUUAAUGCCCUCUGAUGAUUCCAAGAUCGAAGCAAGUCGGCCGAGAAGCGAGGAAGAAAGAAUGGAGAACAAUGAUGCUAGGAUCAUUGAUAUUGGGAGAAGGUAUUGGGUCCCAAUCCCAUGGCCUUUUGAUAGUUUGUUUCCCUUAUCAGGAUCUCAAAAUGGUGGGAGUUCUACUUCAGCACCCUCAUCAGCCACGAUGCGCGGAAGUGCUUCCCAUACCGAUGAAACUUGA